AUGAUAACGCUAUCGUGCUUUUCUUGCUGUGAGUUUUCUCGCAAAGAACAUUCAGGAUUGACGGCAGGCAUGAUCUAUGUGCACAUCCUGAAGCGAACGAAAGCUGACGAAAUCAUCAGUAAGCUUAUUUCGUCAGCCUUGUAUUGUUCCGGUCUGGAUCCUUAUCCUACCGCAUGCCAGCUGACCACAUGCUCACACUGCCAAUUCGAUGGGCACUGCGCUGAAUCACUGCCCAAGCUCCGGAGCUCAGGAAGCCUAAUUUCCACCAACAAGUGCACAUGAGUACAGCCAGCGCUUCCCGUGCUUUCGGAGCUUAGCGUUUUGAAAGAAUAAUUUGGAGCUUCGAGCUGAUUGCGAAUGACCUGCUUACUUGGCUGACUUUGUUUGUCAUGAGAGUAGAGUUAAGUUACACUCGCCUUACCAUUUGUUUUGAUCGCCAGCUGUCUCAUUACCUAUUAGUUGCAAUCUAAUCUUUCAACACCAUUCACUCACCCGAAAGAAACGGCUAUUCAUGUUUCUAAGCAAGGAAGAUGGUCAG
Messenger RNA from Dicrocoelium dendriticum, 538 nucleotides. The record is from the annotation of a GenBank genome assembly. NCBI's taxonomy places the organism in Eukaryota, Metazoa, Platyhelminthes, Trematoda, Plagiorchiida, Dicrocoeliidae.